Suillus subaureus is the source of this 429-nucleotide messenger RNA. RefSeq lists its product as uncharacterized. The transcript has 3 exons. Bases 1 to 429 code for a protein of 142 amino acids. The record is from RefSeq and is a predicted model, not a curated record. NCBI's taxonomy places the organism in Eukaryota, Fungi, Basidiomycota, Agaricomycetes, Boletales, Suillaceae.
AUGCACAGUGACAAUGCUAUCACAGCUACAGAUGCAUGCUCUCUCGCCUAUGAUGGUCAACUCAUUUUCACUUCACCUAACAUGACUUUUGUUCCCCAACUAUACGACAAUCCCUCCAAUAUUGUGCAAGUGAGGGUGGAUGGGGGGUUUUGGGUGAUGAAUCCUUUCCAGUGGCCUCAAAUCACUGACCUAUGGUAUGCUUGGUGGUCGCCAGCUUUUUCUGAUGAUUUUGAGCCACUAUCUCCUGGUCAUGUCUUUGGCAAGCUGAAGUCCACCCACCGUGAUCACCUAUUUCGACUCUAUAAGCGGGCUAACAAGUGUGUCGGUUCCUACAAGCUAUUCCAAGAAAACAAGCAAGAUGCAGUUGUUGGAUGGGUCACUGGGUUGCGCUCUGUAUUCCCACCCUCUCCUGCGCCUAUCCCCAUUUAG